Messenger RNA from Magnusiomyces paraingens, 333 nucleotides. RefSeq lists its product as uncharacterized. The coding region runs from base 1 to 333 and encodes 110 amino acids. The transcript has 2 exons. Gene Ontology annotation, biological process: translational initiation. NCBI's taxonomy places the organism in Eukaryota, Fungi, Ascomycota, Dipodascomycetes, Dipodascales, Dipodascaceae. Gene Ontology annotation, cellular component: eukaryotic 43S preinitiation complex. The record is from RefSeq and is a predicted model, not a curated record. Gene Ontology annotation, molecular function: RNA binding; translation initiation factor activity; ribosomal small subunit binding.
AUGUCUACAUCUAUCGACAAUCUCAAAUCCUUCGAUCCCUUCGCCGACACUGGUGACGACGAAACCCAUACCCCUGACCACAUUCACAUUCGAUGCCAACAGCGUAACGGCCGUAAAACUAUCACCACUGUACAAGGUAUUCCCAAAGAAUAUGACUUUAAGAAGAUUCUAAAGUCUUUGAAAAAAGACUUUGGCUGCAAUGGCCAUAUUAACAAAGACGAGGAACUUGGUGAAAUUCUGCAACUUCAAGGUGACCAACGUCAAAAGGUCACUGACUUUUUGACCCAGCAACUCAACAUUGACAAGAAGAUCAUUCAGGUCCACGGCUUUUAA